This is a messenger RNA of Acanthisitta chloris (rifleman), 1055 nucleotides long. RefSeq names its product IQ motif and SEC7 domain-containing protein 1-like. The record is from RefSeq and is a predicted model, not a curated record. The transcript is spliced from 8 exons. The annotation marks the transcript as partial. Lineage: Eukaryota; Metazoa; Chordata; Aves; Passeriformes; Acanthisittidae. Gene Ontology annotation, biological process: actin cytoskeleton organization.
GUGUGGAUGAUGGUGAGGAUAUCCCACGGGAAAUGCUGAUUGGGAUCUACGAGCGAAUCCGCAAGCGAGAGCUGAAGACCAAUGAGGAUCAUGUGUCCCAGGUCCAGAAGGUGGAAAAGCUCAUCGUAGGAAAGAAACCGAUUGGAUCUCUGCACCAUGGACUUGGUUGUGUGCUCUCUCUGCCCCACCGGAGGCUUGUUUGCUACUGUAGACUGUUUGAAGUCCCAGAUCCCAAUAAACCUCAGAAGCUUGGACUGCACCAGCGAGAAAUAUUUUUAUUUAAUGAUCUUCUCGUGGUGACCAAGAUUUUUCAGAAGAAGAAGAACUCAGUUACAUACAGUUUUCGGCAGUCGUUUUCCCUCUAUGGAAUGCAAGUCCUUCUCUUUGAGAACCAGUAUUAUCCCAAUGGCAUUCGGCUCACGUCAGCUGUUCCAGGAGCAGAUAUCAAAGUGCUAAUAAAUUUCAAUGCACCAAAUCCUCAGGACAGGAAGAAGUUUACAGAUGAUUUGAGGGAAUCAAUUGCAGAGGUUCAAGAAAUGGAAAAGCACAGAAUAGAGUCUGAACUAGAGAAGCAGAAGGGAGUGGUGCGUCCGAGCAUGUCCCAGUGCUCCAGCCUGAAGAAGGACUCUGGGAAUGGGACGCUGAACAGAGCUUGCCUGGAUGACAGCUAUGCCAGUGGGGAGGGGCUGAAGCGCAGUGCGCUGAGCAGCUCGCUCAGAGACCUGUCUGAAGCAGGCAAGCGUGGGCGACGCAGCAGUGCAGGAUCGCUAGACAGCAAUAUGGAAGGGUCCAUCAUUAGCAGUCCUCACAUGCGCCGAAGAGCUACAUCAACCCGAGAGUGUCCAUCUCGCCCUCACCAGACUAUGCCUAACUCCUCCUCACUCCUAGGUUCCUUAUUUGGUAGUAAAAGGGGAAAACCACCUUCCCAAGGCCAUCCACCAUCUGGCUCAUCACAGCAACCUCCGCACCCUCCAGUCCUCCCACAUCAGCAGCACUCUCAGCACCCCUCGGCCAUGCACCACGCGGGGGCCGUGGAGGGGCAGGCGCAGGCUCAG